Messenger RNA from Lathyrus oleraceus (garden pea), 1662 nucleotides. Its product is annotated as D-amino-acid transaminase, chloroplastic. The transcript is spliced from 5 exons. Lineage: Eukaryota; Viridiplantae; Streptophyta; Magnoliopsida; Fabales; Fabaceae. The record is from RefSeq and is a predicted model, not a curated record. Bases 266 to 1444 code for a protein of 392 amino acids. Gene Ontology annotation, molecular function: catalytic activity. Gene Ontology annotation, biological process: carboxylic acid metabolic process.
ACGGAAAUUACACAAGUGUCCUUUAACAAAUCAAAUGCGGUGUCAUGUAUUUGUCUCUACCUCCGUGUUUGCAUAUAAUUUCUCAUUAUUAAUCUUAUCAUUGUUAUCUACCCAUCUUUCGACUAUAUUUUAUUUCCAUUUUCAGUAUCUCUAAUCAUAGAAGGGUUCAUUUAUUAAUUCAGUUAAUCAGUCAUUUUCAAAGAAUAUAACAAUCAACAAACAUCAUCUUCUCCGAGUAUAGAUCUGCAGCAUCACCACCGUGAACAUGGCGUUUCUCCGCUUUCUUCCACAACCACUCAAUUCAUCAUUAUCUACUGAUUUCCUUCAUCAUCAUCACCGUCUUCCCUAUCCUCAACAACAACAACAACAUCGCCUCAAUUUCGCCGUCGUAAAAACCACUGCUCUCUCAGAUUCUCAUCCGUCUAGAACCUUACUUGAUUCGAAAACUCAAGUGUUUGAUGCUGUUCCUCUUUUAUCUUCCUCCCAGGCCUAUGAAAGGAUGAAAGCAUUCAGAGAAAAUAUAAAAGGAAAGCAGCAAUAUCUUGCCAUGUAUUCUAGUAUUUUUGGUGGGAUAACAACUGAUCCAGCAGUUAUGAUUAUUCCUAUGGAUGACCACAUGGUCCAUAGGGGACAUGGUGUCUUUGAUACUGCAGCAAUAAUGGACGGGUAUCUGUAUGAGUUAGAUCAACAUCUUGAUCGCUUUUUAAAUUCAGCAUCAAGAUCGAAAAUAGAUCUCCCGUUUGAUCGUGAAAGUAUUAGAAGAAUUCUUAUACAAACUGUGAGCGCUUCCAAAUGUCGAAAUGGAUCACUAAGAUAUUGGUUAUCAGCAGGACCUGGUGAUUUUAACCUCUCUCCCUCUGGCUGCCACCAGUCAGUGCUUUAUGCAAUUGUAAUACAGGACAUGUCACCGGCAGCGGGCGCAGUUAAGUCCAGGGGAGUUAAAGUCAUUACUUCAUCUAUUCCAAUAAAACAUCCCAAGUUUGCAAUCACUAAGAGUGUGAAUUACCUUCCAAAUGUGCUUUCAAAGAUGGAGGCAGAGGAAGCUGGUGCUUUUGCAGGGAUUUGGCUUGACGAUGAAGGUUUUGUUGCUGAAGGGCCUAAUAUGAAUGUGGCUUUUGUCACUAAAGAGAAGGAACUUAUAAUGCCUCACUUUGACAAAAUUCUAAGUGGGUGUACAGCUAAGAGAGUUUUAACCCUCGCUGAGCGUUUGAUCGAGAAGGGUAAGCUUCGGGGGAUAAGAAAGAAAAAUGUGACCGUCGAAGAAGGGAAGAAAGCAGAUGAAAUGAUGCUUCUUGGUAGCGGAGUUCUAGUUUGCCCUGUAGUGCAGUGGGAUGAGAAGAUUUUUGGAGAUGGCAAGCCAGGUGAUAUAACAGAGGAUCUCUUAAAUCUAAUUGUUGAAGACAUGAAAUCAUCUCCCUCUAUUCGUACAUCUGUUCUAUAUUAACCCAACUUUAUUUCCUUCUUAAGAUGUGAUUAUGAACAUUCAUAAGUAGUUGUAUCCUCAAAAUUACCUACACUUUUGUUUCCCUGAACUUUCCAUUUUGGCUCAUUUGCACAUUUGGAGAUCGUGAAGUCCAUUUGAUCUGAAUUUUGUAGCUAGGUUUGUAUAACAAUGUAUGAUGGUUGUAUACCAAAUUUGAAGUUCAAAUUUUUCCUUCACAA